This is a messenger RNA of Dalotia coriaria, 989 nucleotides long. RefSeq names its product tRNA-histidine guanylyltransferase (gene THG). The transcript has 2 exons. The coding region runs from base 44 to 979 and encodes 311 amino acids. The record is from RefSeq and is a predicted model, not a curated record. Gene Ontology annotation, molecular function: tRNA guanylyltransferase activity; magnesium ion binding. Gene Ontology annotation, biological process: tRNA modification. NCBI's taxonomy places the organism in Eukaryota, Metazoa, Arthropoda, Insecta, Coleoptera, Staphylinidae.
UUAACCUUACUUUUAGUUUUAUCAUACUCUUCCUCACUCACUAAUGUUUAUCAAUUGUUUUAAACAAAUAUCAUCAAUUAAACUAAAUGUAAAUUUAGUAAUUAAUAGACUAUUUAAUACUACAGUAAAAAUGGCAAACAGUAAAUUCGAAUACGUGCGGACUUUCGAGCAGGAAGAUAAACUUUUACAAAAUACAUGGAUAGUUGUUCGAAUAGAUGGUGCACAUUUCCACAAGUUCUCAGACAAGCACAAAUUUGACAAACCAAACGACUUACGUGCGAUACAGUUAAUGAACAAAUGUGCAAUCCGCGUUAUGUGCGAAUUCAAAGACAUUUUAGUAGCAUAUGGGCAAAGUGAUGAAUACUCAUUCAUACUGAGAAAAGACACAACUUUAUACAACAGAAGAGGAUCUAAAAUAAUGACAUACAUCAACAGUUUAUUCAGUUCCAGCUAUGUCUACUACUGGAGGGAAUACUUUGGUGAUAACAAAUUAUUAUAUCCACCUUCAUUUGAUUCCAGAGUAGUUUUAUAUCCAACUGAUCAGAAUCUCAAAGAUUAUUUAAGUUGGAGGCAAGCAGAUUGCCAUAUUAACAAUUUAUAUAAUACAACAUUUUGGAAUUUGGUGCUUAAUGGAGGAUUAACUAAUGCAGAAGCUGAUCAAAGAUUGUGUGGGACAUUCUCCAGUGAUAAGAAUGAGAUACUCUUCUCUGAGUUUGGAAUAAAUUACAACAAUGAAAAAGAAAUCUACAAAAAAGGGACAACAUUGCUACGAAAACGCAUAAAAAAUCCACGAAACGAGAAAAUGCGACAAGUUGUUCUACCAUUACACAUCGACAUGAUUCAGGAUAAAUUUUGGAGUGAUAAUCAUGAAAUAUUAGACAUUACAACACCUGGAGUCUACGAAUGGCCGGUAGACAAGGAUCUACCCAAGGAAGUAUUAAUUCAACUGCAUAUUUUCGAUGAUGAAGUAAAAUAUUGAUUAAAAUUAA